AACUUUUGCCAGAACAACUCAUUCAGUUCCGAGGCCGCGAUGGAGCAACGAAGAUUUAGUAUUCGAUGUUUAUUUUUGGGCAUUUACACUCUACUAAUUUUAAAAGCUUAUUGUACCACCCACUGGGUGGUCACUGAAGAUGGUAAAAUACAAGCUCAGAUGGAUUCAAUCUUCCAGUUGAGGCGCCCCUAUGAUUUUUUAGCCUUGGCUCAGCAGGAGCAGAGGGCCAUGCAAGUUGAGUCCCUGAAGAGAGAUCUUGUGUCCCAGAAGUCACAGAUAGAUCGUAAUGAAGAUAAAGAUACACAGUUAGAAGAAAGAAUAUAUCGUACAGACUCAGACUGUGUGCUUGCGGGUCGGCCACUAACAGAAUUUGAUCUCUAUGCUAGCACUGGAGUAAACAUGGAGAGUGCUGGCAUAAGGUUGGAUGAUCAUCUUGGUCCAUCCCCUGGUGUGUCAGACUUUCUGCAGGAACCAGAUUGCAUCAGUGCAUAUGAUCUUCCCUUCUCUAUGUUUGCUUAUGAACACCUCCAGGGUGUCCGUUACCGGGACAAUCUUACAACAAGUGUGGAGGAGGAGCUCUCUACUGUUGGGGGUGAGGCAGACGUGUCAGUGUGGGGCCAUCGUGUUGCUACAGCUCUCACCACUAACAAUUCUUCUUGGGUCCUUUACACUUUAGCUACACAAUACUGGAGAGUGAAAGCUGAUCCAUUUCAAGCAGUGGAAUGUGUGCGGAGAGCUCUGCAUUUUGCACCACGAAAUUACCGUUACAUUGCAAAAGUUCAUCUGGGGAAUAUUUUGCAUCGUGCUCGGCGGUCAGAUGAAGCAGUGCUGGUUCUUCAUGCUGCAAUAGACCAUUACCGUCACUCUCCAGUAGCACAUAUCACCCUUGGAAAUGUUUAUGCUACACUUGCCUUCUAUAAUGUGUCUGUGCUAUGUUUUGAGAAUGCACUGUACAUGUCACCAGGUGACCAAAGUUUACGACGCAGAAAACAUGCAGUUCUUUGUCAUUCUAAGCUUGAAGCAGCUUUAGAAAAUCAGCAUCAAUCACUUCAACGCACUUUAGGAGAACUCAGAGAUUAUCAAAAACGCCAUGAGGAAUGGUUAUCCCUCCAACAAAAGCUCCUAUUAGAGCAAGCCACACCAGAGAUGAAACUGGAAUCAAGGUUGGAGUAUGAAGAACAAAAAAUCAGAGAGAGCACUGAUGGGAGAGAUAACCUCUUCCAUCUGCCAGGCCAGGACUGUUUCCAGUACCAGCAGGAUGGCCAUACCUUCCUCAGCUGCAACAUGCGGCGAGACCAGCUGGAGCAGCGGGGCUCUCCCUCGGAGCUGCUUCUGGACCUUCAGAGCCUCUUACAUACUGUGGAGUCUGAGGCCCUCAGGCUUGGGCAACAUGUGCUCAAGAGGAAACCACUAUUAAUAUCGCAAGUCCCACAGAUAAUGCCUUUACACCCAACUAAGACUUAUAGGAAUGGUGGUACACCUGGUAUACUGGAUAUGACAUUAGGCGAAGGGUUUCCAACAGCAGAACAGUGUGAGAAAGCCCCAUUGUUGCCACAGUGGGACGACUUUCCAUCCGUGUUUCUCCCAGCUGAAAAUAAAGGAUUCUCUGUAGACCGUUUUCUGAGCGAUGACAUUGAUGUGAGCUUCAAUGAGGAGCACCCUUUACCGUGGCAUCCACCUAUCUGUGAGAGACUAGCAGAUACCGUGGAGGGAAUUGAUGAUAUUCCUGGUAUUAAGGAGCGGCACACACUUACAACACGUAAUCGUGACCCUCAUGCUGUCCCUUACUUAAUGAAAUAUGGGUAUCAAGGUGUGGAGGCUGAGAUAGGGCAGCGUAUCAGCAGUGCUAUGAAAAGGGGUGUUGGACCCCAGUGGCUACUUUACAACUUGGCAGGUCUGUAUUGGCGAGUUCAUGGCAACCUCUAUAAUGGAGUGGAAUGUUUACGACGUGCUGUUGCUACUGCACCAGAUGAGUGGAGAGAUGUUCCUCUGGUGAAUAUUGCAGCCUUGCUCUAUACGGCCGGACAUAUUGAUGAUGCUUUAACUCUGACUCUCCAGGCUAUGCAAGUUGCUGAUCAUGAGCCUGAAACAAAUUUUUUAUUGGCCAAUUUGUACUGUGGAAAGGGAAAUUUGACUGGAGCAUGGCAUCAUUAUGAACGAGUCUUAGCCGCCUCACCCAACCACUCCUCUGCUCUCCAGUUUCUCACGGCCCUUGCGUGUCACACUCGACCUCCACAUUCCAUACGGCCAUUACCUACAUGUCAAAACCAGGGUGGAGUUGAGGACGGUGUAUGUACUACAGAUGGCGGCUGUCAAGACUCGACGGGUGCUGCAUCUACUGAAGAGAAAAGUGAUGUGGACGAUGUUAUUAGCUUAGAUCUUGAAAAUGAAGCCGAGGAGGAGACAGAGGCUGAGGCCAGCCCUACACUACCACAGCCAGAGUUGACAGAAGAAGAAAAUCUAAAGGACCUUGGCAAUCCACAAGGACCAGAAGCAAAGGCUGGAUUGCCUAAUAAACAAAUUCAUGUUCGCAUUGGACUGGGUACUGAAGAUUCAACUGCAACCUACACUGCUGCUGAUGCCGAGAGUGCCUCAAAUCCAGACACUCCUGUCAUAGAGGAUGAUCCAUUACCAGAUGUGCUGCUGCGGGUGAGGGAGAGAGUUGCCUCUCCCCCUCCGCCACCACAUGUUUGUGAUCGUGCUAACAAACUGAGUGAAGUCAAACAUUUCACAUCUACUUGGCUGUCUGUUUCAGCAAAGAAUAUAGAUAUAUCAGAGUACCUUGUGGCAAGUCCAGCAGUUGGCACUGCUCUUGAGGAACCUAUAUGUAGAGGAGACUUGCCAGCCUCCAUGCAUACCUUAGAUCAUUUGGCUGGUAUCAGACACCGUCAUCUCCUUCCACACUUUCCUGAAAUGGGGCUGAGGGAAGCCUUGCAAACUCUCACUGAUCGUACUCCUGUGUCUGUUGACCUAAUGGCAACAAGAAUUGCAAGAUCUCUUCAGAAGAAUGAAACGUCUUGGGUGGUUGCAACAGCAGCAGCUUUAUACUGGCGAGUGGUGGGCAGCGGAGAACGAGCAGUGGAUUGCUUGAGACAUACACUGCAUCAUGCUCCGAGGCACAUGAAAGAUAUCCCUCUUAUAUCUCUCGCCAACAUUCUGCACAGAGCGGGUCUUUACAACAAUGCUCUAGUUGUUGCAAACAUGGCAUUGGAAAUUUCACCAAAGUUUGUCGUCAUCCAUUUUACUAUGGCAAAUAUAUAUGCUGCUAAGGGUGAUCUGGAGAAAGCAACAGCAUUUUAUCAAUCUACUUUAGCUCUUCAGUCUUCUUUUGAGCCAGCUAGGGAUAGACUACGAGCUAUUCAAUGUGCUACUCUUAGUGAAGAGAUCUCCGUGAAAAAUUCAUAAGUGACUUUUUAACCCCAGAUAAGCAAGAAUUAUUGAAUGUGCCAGAGGUGUCGUAAGUAGCAGCUGAAUGUGAAAAAAAACUUAACUACAAUGUUGUAAGAUCAUCUGUAUAAGACAUGCAUAUACUUUUUACUAUUAAGUAAUUAAAUUUGAAGUAUUAUUAAAAAAAAAUAUGCAUGAACUGACAAAAAAAAAUGUUUGAGAGAUGAACAAAUCCACAAGGGCCGUGACGAGGAUUCGAACCUGCGUCCAGAAUGUUGUUUGAGAGAUACUUUGAAAGAAAACAAGUGGAGCUAAUGAAUGGGAGCCAUAUAAUAAUUACAGGCAAUGGUGGAUUAACACACCAACCAGUUUUGAAGAUGGGAGUAUAUGUGUUAUACAGUAAUGCUUUUUAUAUAUGCAUAUUUGUAUGGCAAUAAUAAAUGUGAUGACUAUAAUAAGCAUGUGAUUAAAAACAGGUGAAAACUAAAGAUCUUGGAUAUUGGAAAUAAUUUAAACCGACAGAAAAAUUUGUAUAAAAAUGACAAAAUUUAAAUACGAUAAAGUAUCUAGUUUUUCGUAUUUAAAUUUCCGGUGUACAGUACAGUAUAUACAGUAUAUCAGUACUUGUACUUAUCAAAUUGCCAGCCUUUAAAUAUGAACAAAUUGAUGACUGGUGGUAUCAACCAGGUAUCAAUGGUCAACCAGGACUAUCUUCGGGGCAGUUAAGAAGCAUGUGAUCAGUUCAGGUACAGUACUGGUUAUAUAUUUUUUAAGAGCAACACCACUGUCAAACAUUACUAUAUAUUGAAAUGUUAUAUUUUUGUGACAUCAAAGUCUUGUGCAAAUGGUUUACCCAAUUCAUGGAUUUACAGCAUUCAUAAGUGGAAAUGUUGUUAUGAAUACAAAUAUCACAAGAAUAUCAUAAUACUGCCACUUUGCAUGCAAUAUUCCAUGUCAUUGUAUACAUAAAUUGGUUACACAGGGUCAAGGCUCCAAAGGAUUCAGUUAUUGUAUUGGUAUUCUAGUCACUUUGAUUGUUAUGGCCCAGUGAAUAUUUCCAUGUGACGUAAAUUUAACUGAAAAUUUACUAAAAUGUCUUAAGUUUUGUGUAGUGUAAUUUAUUAUAAACUCAAUACUCAAUUAGCACAAAUGUUUUAUACUCAUGAGCAAAAUCUAAACUAAGUACAUAAUGCAUUAUAAUAUUUUUGUAAUGAAAAUGCAUUUACUUUUAUUACACCAUUGAAAAUCUUUGGUGAAAAACAAUUUCCCUAAUGUUACAACAUUACUAAAGUGCUGCAUUUGAUAUCUGGGAAAAGUAACACUUAUAAUGAUGGCCAGUAUCAGAAUGGGGGAGUAUUACAAUACACAGUAGCCAUGUGCAAACAAAUUAGUUGUACCAAGUCACUACAAUAUACCAUAAGCAGCCUUCACAAUGGUAUACUAUAGCAUUAAACAGCUGUGACUUGUUUACUUGACCUCAUUUAACAAGACUGUCCACAGUUUGCACAGGGCUGAUAUAUAAUAAAGAAUUGUCAUUAUCAAAUUGGGGGGACGAGUGGGGGAGGGAAGGUAAUAUUUGAAUUGAUACGACAAUAUUAUAAGCAUACCAGACAGUUUGAAGUGGCAUAAGCAGGAAGCUUGGUUAAACUAAACCCAAAUCUGUCACUUGGUAUGAAGCAAUUUUAUGUUAUAGUUAGAAUUUACAUAAAUAAAAUAUAUUUUGAAUAAUUAUGUUGUAGUAUUUAAUCUCCUAAAUUGUGAAUUAUAUGCAUUUGUUAAGCUUUAUUUUUCUUCGCAUGUGUCGAACAUUUUAAUAUACUUUGUGUUAAUACAGUUAGCUAUUAAAACUCAUUAAAAAUAUUGUCUAUUUGAAUUUGUCUCUUAAUCUUAGCAUUUUCUGUAUGAAAACUGUAUGAGGCUAUUGUAACAUAGUAACAAAUUAUAUGAGAUAUCUGUACAAAUGAUUAAGCUUUAAAAUGUGCAUGUAAAAGUGCCUUAUUGAAAAAACCUGCUGGCUUGUUCUCUAAGGUAAAAUUACAUUGAUGGAAAAGAAAAUCAUGGUGUAAGACAGGAAGAUAUUUUGUGUGUUGGUGUCAUGGGAAACUUUUGAAAUGUCCCUAUAGAGUCAUACAGUAUACUUUCUCUUCCCACCACCAACAGGUGGCAGCACAUGUUCCACAACAUGGUUUACCUCAAGUAAAGAACUAUGAAAGUAUUUAGAACAAAGAUUUGUAAGCACACACAUACAAAAUAAAGCAUAAUACAGUACUGUAUAUUAGCAAGAGCUAAUGACAGGAAGAAUCUGAUUAGCUCGGUGAGAUGGACUAUGUUGAGGAGCAGCUGCUGCUACUUAAGGGGUCAACUUAAUUAAUUUGGGCACUCAGUGGCAAUCUCAAAGCUGCCAAGGAGGGCUUACAGAUGCUUCGAUCGAAUAUAAUUUGAAACCCUCUACAACUUUAGCUGGGUAAUCUGUAGUCCUCCCUAGUAUUACUAUGACCAAUUGAAUCUGCAGACACAUUUGGAAAACUUCUAGUUACACCAAUACCUAGAAUGUUGCCCUGCUUGAAUGCAUGAUUUGCUCUUCCAUAUGACGGUGAAAUCUUGCUGUAUGAGGUAACUCCAAAAUUAUUUUCUCAAUUGAUGUUACAUAUCUUUUUUGUUAAGUUAAAUUCUAAAGUGUCUAAAAGUGUGUGUUAAGCCAUGAUAUAUCAUAUUAAAUCCUGUAAGUGGGUAUGCUAAACCAUGAUGUCCUAAUGUGUUAAAUUUUUUUCAAAAUGUGCUAAAUCAUGUCCUAAUGUAUGGCAAAUCAUGUUCAGUGGGUAUGCUAGGUGUGCUUUUGUACGGACCAAUUUCAGCCUUGACCAUUCCAGACUGUACACUGAACUUGUAAAUCUUAAAUUAAUAUCCUUGGUGAUUAUAUAAAUGAUUUGUACAGUCAUCAACAUCAUUACAGUAAUUAGAUGUAAUUGCUUCAUUCAUGGUGUAUUGCAGUAUUAUGUGCAAUGUCACAAAUAUUGGUACAACUAAUAAUGUAUAAUAUGAAACUUCAGUACGUUUGUAAAUAUUUAUCAUAUUUGAAUCAUCUAGUCAAUACUUGCCAUCAAUUUCUCUGUAUUAUAGGUCACAAUUCAAUUUUUUAACUUUGCUCAAUUCUUUUUAUUUUACUUUCCUAAAAUAAAGUAUUCUGUAUAUCCAGUACACAAUCAUGUAAAAAAGUUUUUAUGGAUACUAUUAUAAAUGAUACACUAGAAGACUUGUCCAAUUGAAAUAUGUCUGUUUUGCUUACCUUACUGAUUACCAAAGUCCAGGACAGGAAGUCCAAUUAAGCUUACCAAGGUCCCACUUCCCCUACCCCUAAGUGGGGGAAGUUACCACUUCCUACUGACCUUCCCCACAAUAGUUGGCUAACUACACUAUACAGUACUACACUACAAUAGGUAUGCAGGAGUUGCCUAACUCCUGCAUACCUAUUUACUGCUAGGUGAACAGGAGGCAUCAGCUGAAAAUAAAUGUUGCUCAAAGGCGACUUUCCUACCUCAAAAAUAAUUAUUGCUCAAAGGCGACUUUCCUACUGCAGGAAUUAAACCCGGAACCUCUUGGCUGUGUUGUAUGGCACAGUAGUAACCACUGUGGUACCGCUGUGCCACAGAACCCUGUAGCCGAUAGGCAAAUAAUAAUGAAGCAACACCUUAUUGUUUUGUCAUUUUAUUCUAUUAGGUCAUAAUUUGUAUUUCUUCCUUGAGGUUUGAAUUCAUCUUAUUAAUACAUUAUAUGCUUCUUCACACUGGCUUGAAACUUAAAAUGAUUAUGUUUGAACAAAAGUGAAUGUAAAUAUCAAAAGAUGCCCAUCCAGGAAGACUAUUUAGAACUGUCUGGCACAAAAUAAAAAAAAUAAAAAAUAUUCAUGGAUAUUCAAAAUACCAGUACAGGUAUGAGGUCAAAAAGACAAAAUGAACUGUGUCAAAGGUAUCAGCUUUAUCCACCAUUCAAGGCCAACUGACUCGGAGACACUGGGGGUGCAAGAUUUCCAAUUAUCCUAAUAAGUCAGAACAUUGUAAGAAAUUGAUGACUGUAAGCAGGACAAUACAGUUCAGACAGUAUAACACAGGUUUUUGUUCCAUUAACUGGCUAUAAGUUAUUCAUGUAUGGGCAAUACAUAACCUAGCCAGAGCCAUUUCCCACCUGUUACGGUGGUAAAAGCAAGGUCAUAGAGAUUAUGAACUAUUAAAUGUGCCCUGUUUGUUAUUCAUAACUUUUAACCAUCUAGCCUUCCAAUUAGUGCUGAUAACAAAGUAGAAAUUAAGUAAGAAAAUAAUUUUCUGAGAUGGGACAUUCAUGAAUGGCUUCUUUAGCAGCAGUGUCCAUAAGGUCAUUAGAGUUAACAUCAAUAUGGCUAGGGGCUAAACAAAAUUUGACUUUCUUAUAUCUACUAAAGAUGAAGAACAGCUAGUGCUGGAUUUCAAUUACUACAGGAUUGGAAGGGUUGAAAGAUUAGGGCCAUAAUGGUACUCGAGUUAACCACAAUAACAAAUGAACAUUAACACAAAAACUGCUAACCUACACAAAUUUCAUGAAUCUCUACCAUGAAAAAUGCUUGGCUCUAGUGUUGCAAGUCUUCUCCGUGGAGAUCAGAGCUCUACAAUACUUUAGAAACGGGACCCUCUACAGAAGAGGGGUAAGAAUAAUACAAGGGGGAAGGGGGGGAUACAUUAUGAACAUAUACCAAAAGAAUGAGAAACCUGCAAACAUGCCAUCCUUGUAGUAAAUGAUAGUAGAAGGAACAAGGCCUUCAAGAUGGGCUGUAGUCAAGAUACAACACAAGUGGGAACAGGGAUGUUAUAGGGACAGUGCAAAGUAAUGAAGACAAUAUAGAUUGCAUUAAUAAUAUAAUGACUGUUUGGUACAUAAGUUUGGGAUAGGGAAUGAACAAAAGGCACCAGAGAUAUAAGUAUAGAGUGGGGGCGCUAUGUAUGCCAAGUACCUUGACGUCCUUGAGACGCCAUAUUGAAAUUCCUACAGUACAACUUUAGGAAAGCGUAAAAUAAAGUUUGUAUGUAUA
Molecule: messenger RNA, 8446 nt
Organism: Procambarus clarkii (red swamp crayfish)
Lineage: Eukaryota; Metazoa; Arthropoda; Malacostraca; Decapoda; Cambaridae
Product: tetratricopeptide repeat protein 17
Biological process (GO): actin filament polymerization
Cellular component (GO): cytoplasm; actin cytoskeleton
Molecular function (GO): protein binding
Source: RefSeq, a predicted model, not a curated record